AUGUCUGAACAUGUCCACGGACACGGAGGCCGUUCGGCGCCUGGCCCUUUUGGAUGUGAUCAUGGUGCUGGAAAUUCGGGUUUUCAUUUCGAAUGGCCAGACUUGCCCCCGACCUUUGAAGGGUCCACGACUUCAUUGCCCUCGCAACCUUUGGUGCCGCAAAGGAUACAUCGCCAAACUACGAUGCCUGAUAAGGCUGGCCCCCCGAGUUCGGAUGUUCUAGCAGCCGCAUCGAUGCUUUAUCAAAAUGGAAUGAACGGCAAUGAUUAUUCGUCGACGUUUACGAGUCAAAUAUUUACUGAAAACGGGUUAGAGGAUCUAAGUUCGCACCAGGCACACAUUAAACAGGCGCGGUAUGGGCUUGGGGAAGAGAAUCGAAGACUUCGUUUCAACUCUACACGAAGAAACCACACGUACACCGAUACGGCCUUCCCCCCCAAAGCAGGACCUGAUACUGAAUCAGAACCAGCCCCUCAUAAAGAACAAAUAUUCGGUCCUUUGAGAUGGGGCUCGGAUGCCGGAUUUGCAGAACAAGGAUAUCAAGUCCCGGCUGACCAGCCAACCAUGGAAGAGAGGACGACUGAGAUACUCCACAAUUUAGAGUGUUUCGAAUCCCAGAGUAGCGCUCCAAAUACUCGGCCCUCGAGUCCUAAUCCUCGACGACGUCCCGGCCGUAAUGGCUCCGGAUUGGGCGCUCUCCGAAGCCCGGAUUCUUUCCAGCAGUCUUCGCCGAUUGAUAGAACAGAUCCGGACGAUGAAACCCGGCCGUCAAAAAGACGGAAGAAUAAGGGACGACUAAAGGAUGAAGAAGACGAUUAUCUUCAGCCUUCCCUCGGCCGACCUUCCAAUUCUCGACGAGACCGACGAUGGUCGUCGAAUAGUGGCGCCCAGUCGCGCAGAUCAAAGAUUCACGUGAUCAAGCCGCCUCGUGAAAAUCUCUCGGAGGAACAGAAGCGAGCGAACCACAUUCUAUCGGAGCAAAAGCGCCGAAACCUCAUCAAGCAAGGGUUUGAUGAAUUAUGUGGGCUUGUCCCUGACCUGAGAGGUGGCGGGUUUAGCAAAAGCACCAUGCUCGCGCAGGCAGGUGACUGGCUACAAGACCUGCUUGAAGGAAAUGAGAUUCUCAAGCAUCAGUUAGAAGAUUUGAAAGCGCAAACCGGUGGAUGA
Uncinocarpus reesii 1704 is the source of this 1167-nucleotide messenger RNA. RefSeq lists its product as uncharacterized. The transcript has 2 exons. Gene Ontology annotation, molecular function: protein dimerization activity; RNA polymerase II cis-regulatory region sequence-specific DNA binding; DNA-binding transcription factor activity, RNA polymerase II-specific. Lineage: Eukaryota; Fungi; Ascomycota; Eurotiomycetes; Onygenales; Onygenaceae. The coding region runs from base 1 to 1167 and encodes 388 amino acids. Gene Ontology annotation, biological process: regulation of transcription by RNA polymerase II. The record is from RefSeq and is a predicted model, not a curated record.